Molecule: messenger RNA, 660 nt
Organism: Thalassophryne amazonica
Lineage: Eukaryota; Metazoa; Chordata; Actinopteri; Batrachoidiformes; Batrachoididae
Exons: 3
Coding region: 1-660 (219 amino acids)
Source: RefSeq, a predicted model, not a curated record
AUGGUUGUGCGUUUGGAAAUAUUCCACUGGAUCCACCGGUUUGAUGCAGCCAUCCACACAGAGUCUCACUCCAAAUAUGCUGUGUUCAAGUCUGCACUAGUUGGGACAGUACUGGCUUACAACCGCAAAGACCUGGAUCGCCUCAUUGAGGCCAUCAGAGCAAAAGACCAGGCAGCGCUGCAGUCUCUGUCUGAUGAGGAUGUUGUCCGCCGCUACAUCUCCAGGCAGCAGCUUAAACACCACAUCAGGAGGGUCACACUUGGGGCGCAGGAAACAUUCCGUCUCAUCCACCUGGCCAUUGAGGAGCUGAAAGGUCCUGCAGGACUGGAUGAGAAUGGAGUGAGCCUCUUCAAAACAUCCAAGGCCAUUGAUGAGAUGUGGGCAGUACAGCAGCGGCACCUGGAGUGCAUCCAGGAUCCACCAGACAUGAACAUGUAUUGGGUGGCACAUACCACGACCAUCAACAAUGUGGACGUGCCCUACUACAAAUGUCUGCAUGGAAGUAAUAGCCUGGAAGGAUUCCACAAAGUGCUACCGCAUGUGAUUCCAGGACUGCAGUCCAGGGUCUACUCAGCGCCACUGAUCGACCGCCUCAACAGCAGCUGCAAAGAGCUCUUUGGAGAAACUGUGGAGGAGACCUUCCAUCUGAUGCCUGGCUGA